This is a messenger RNA of Priapulus caudatus, 1948 nucleotides long. RefSeq lists its product as uncharacterized. Bases 4 to 1554 code for a protein of 516 amino acids. Lineage: Eukaryota; Metazoa; Priapulida; Priapulimorpha; Priapulimorphida; Priapulidae. The record is from RefSeq and is a predicted model, not a curated record. The transcript is spliced from 11 exons.
GCGAUGAAGCUCGCUGUGAUCGUCGUUGCGCUUGUCAUGUCGGUGUCGCCCGCGAUGGCGCAGGAUGGCUCCGCUAGGUUUCAAUUAUUAGAUGCGGACGGAAACAUUAACUCAGAUUUUCGGGAUCAGGUCUCUACCAGGUUGAAAGCCCAAUUUCCGGAUACGGAUUUCAGCCAGCUCGACCGGGAAAAAAUCCGGGAUGCAGUCCGGAAACGGAUCGGCAGUCGGCGGGAAGGCGGCCAGCUGUCGGCCGACGAGAUUGAGAAGCGAAUCAGAGACGGUAUCCAGGAACGACUGCCAGACCUCGAUGUGUCGACGUUGAACAGGACUGUACUACGGGAGAGCAUCCGCACACGCCUGCAGUCUCGCUUCCCGAACGCUGACUUCAACAAGGACCUAAUCCAGCAAAUACAAGCGAACCGCGUGACCGGCGUCACGACCGACUGCGACCUCUCGGGCGGAACGAUGAAGAUAUCGAUGACCUUCAAGCGACCUUUCACGGGCAACGUGUUCGCGAAGGGUUUCUAUAACGCCGGCUGCAGAGUGCUGGGCACGGGAGAGAAGAACAUAGCUGUGAACGUACCCCUUACGGGAUGCGGAACCAUCACGGAAGUCAUUAACGAAGAAGACAAAGAUGGCGGCGAGACGAUCUACUACGUGAACCGAAUCGUGGUCAUGUACGAGGCAGAGUGGGGCGUGCUGAGUGAGACAGACCGUGCCUACCAGGUCGCCUGUCAAUUCGGCGGUACGGGAACGAGGCUGAUCACUGCCGGACCUUACAACAUACCAGGACUCGGGAUCACGGAAGUGGCGCCUGCGACCGUGGCGGCACCUAGUUGUUGGAUGAAGGUCGUUCCUGGAACAGACCCGUUGGUCAGUGAGGUGUCAGACUUCAUAUUGGGAGAGACUGCCCUACUAGUCGUCACCCUGCACGACAACUCGAAUUUUGACGUGUUCGUGAGAGAUUGCUACGCGCACGACGGACAAAACGGCAAUAUAGCUUUAAUUGAUGAGCUUGGGUGCCCAGCACACAAGAAGGUGUCGAUGACAGACGUCAUAACGGAUAAGGAAAGCCAACCUGGAGAAACGCUUGUCUAUUUGCCGUUCAAAGUGUUCAAGUUCCCUGAUAUAGACCAGGUUUACUUCCAGUGCAAGUGUCGUGUGUGCGUACACGACUGUCUAGGGGACUACCAGCCGGACUGUUCAGACAAGUCUGCUAGGUCGAAGAGACAAACCAUCAUCACCGAGCUCAAUGAUUUACUACCUGGCCGCAGAGACAACUCCACCGACCUCAAUGUCUUCAACAGUAUACGCGUGCAGAUACCUGAAGAGGGAAAGGAUAUCUAUAACGAUAUCCAGAAUCGUCGUUUGGCAGAGCGGGCACCAGCGCCGCGCAACGGCGACAUCUGCGUCGCCAAGACGACGUUUACGGCGGCGGCUGCGGUCGGCGGCGCCGUGCUCAUGACAAGCCUCAUCGUCUGCUGUAUGCUCAUCGUCCGCCUCAGCAGCAGAGGCAAGAUGGCGCCACACAGCAACACCGAGAUAAAGUACUGAGACCAUAGUAAUAAUACACAAUGUCUAGAUGCAUCUAGGGGUCUACGUUUCUUUGACCGAGUGUCCGUUUGCUGAGGAGUUGCAGCUUACAGAAUAGAAUUCUAACAACUAGUUUAAAAUAAAUAUAAGGGGGGCACCGUUCCGGCUGUGUUUGUACAUUGGGAAACUUGGCAGAUCCUUCGAUUGAACUUCAAUUACGUACUUUGAACCAAUGCGACGAAAUCAAAAUGGCCCGCCAUUAGUCGCUGCUGGUAGUUGUUUGUAGUUGUUUGUAGUCGUUGAAACGGGACAUGUAUUUAUAAUGGUUUUGUAUGAGGCGGCGGUUAUUUUAAUGUAUGUCAGUGCUGUUAUUCUUUAUUAUUAACUCGAGGUGUGUAACCAUGGCGAUUAUACA